Messenger RNA from Macrosteles quadrilineatus (aster leafhopper), 881 nucleotides. RefSeq lists its product as uncharacterized. The record is from RefSeq and is a predicted model, not a curated record. The transcript is spliced from 2 exons. The coding region runs from base 97 to 741 and encodes 214 amino acids. NCBI's taxonomy places the organism in Eukaryota, Metazoa, Arthropoda, Insecta, Hemiptera, Cicadellidae.
UAAGAGCAUUUCAUCAGUUUAUUUCAGUCAUUGGAUAGGCAAACUGUAAUAGAGCGGAUUUUUCAUUUUAGAGGUGCAAAUCUGCCUUCUAGAAGGAUGAGUACACUUAACAUCUUUUCAUGGAUUUGGAUUUCUUUGUUUUGUGAACUACUGUUCCGUGCCUUGUCUGGCAUAUUCAAGUGCCACAAGGCCAUCAAAGAUACCCCGGGUCUAGAUGGACUCGAGAAUGAAAAUGAUAAAACUAACUUUGAAAUAAAACCAAGAAAGAGCCGGUGCUUUUACAAAAAAUGUAAAAGAGGUCUUGCGGGUCUAUCUGAAGAGUUCAAGUCAAUGUUUAGUAAAAAGGAUGAAAACAACUUCGUAUCAGAAGACGAUCCACUGGUUAAGGACGGUCUCCGUCGUGAAGAUAAAUUUGUUAAUGGUGGAAAUGUCAAAGUAUCUUCUUACUACGACCAAAAUGGGAAAAUGGUCUUCCAGAGAGAGACUGUACUGCCACCACCUACCGUUAAUGAUAUACGAAACAACAACAAAGAUCUCAACAACCCUCCAUUUUUUAUCAAACCUCAAGAAGCUUCAACCUCCGAUGGAAUAAAAAACAUUGAUGAUAAGAUUGACGAAACUUUCGGUAAAAUUUACGGAGUAGCAAAAGAACUAGAGGACUCGCAGAAAACCUUCAUCGAUGAACAUAUUAAUAAAACAUUUAAGGAUAUUAACGACAUGGUCCUACCAUCUGUUUUCUAAAGAUUUGAAUGGGGUUUUUACAAUUGCUAGCUUAGUUUUACUGCUAUCACUGUAAUGUUGGGAUAUUUUCAACCGCGUAGAGAAGCAAGCCGAUAGGUUGACUGCAAAUAUUGUAGAAAUAAAAACACCGUUCAAAAGAG